Trichoderma harzianum CBS 226.95 is the source of this 2738-nucleotide messenger RNA. RefSeq lists its product as hypothetical. Bases 18 to 2411 code for a protein of 797 amino acids. Lineage: Eukaryota; Fungi; Ascomycota; Sordariomycetes; Hypocreales; Hypocreaceae. The record is from RefSeq and is a predicted model, not a curated record. The transcript has 2 exons.
CUCAAACGCCCGCACAAAUGUACACAUUUGCACGAUCGAUACUGCUGCAAAGCUCCUCUCCAAAUGGACUGUUCCCCGGACUGUUGGACGAGAAUAAAGACCCGGCUCUUUUUGAAGAUGACGAUGCCUAUUGGCAUGCUUCGUUUGAAGUACCGUUUAUUCUCUGGGAAACAAAAAAGUAUUCGCCAAGAACUGAAGACAAUAGCACCGAUGAAACUUCCAGCUCAUUUUUACUACGACGGAACUCAGCUGAAGCCUCUAUUUCUGGCGCAGGCUUUGUAAAGAGAUACGAACCGUUUACCGAAACCUCUGAUUUGGGGCCAAAUUACGAAUGGCUUUACAAGGAGCCUGAAUUCUUUGGCUUUCGUAUUGAUCUGUCAUCAAAGGCCAUUGAGAAAUUUUGCGAAGAGCACAGACGGAACGUCGAUAAAAGUUCUGAGACCAUCAACAGAGCAGUUGAUGCGGUUCAAUCUCCAAAGCAAGAUACUCUACAGGAUUAUGGAUAUAUUAUCGACAUAUCAGGGCCUGAAUAUACCAAAAUACUUGGUCAAAGAAACUUGCCUUUCAGAAUUUUCUCGCCUGACAAGAUUCGAUCUUUCAUUGGAGGGGUUCGCGACACAACGAAUGCGAAGAAGAGGUUCUUCCAUUUUUACCGUGCCAACUUGGAUGUCGCAUUGAACUGUUAUCUGGCGUCUUCAGAAGAAGAAGAAAUAUCCUCUUUCUUCGACAAGCAUUCGUCAUAUAGUAAAUAUUUCUUCGAGGAUACGACUGCCAUUUUCAACAAAUGGGUAACAGAACUGCAUUUGUCGUUUUAUCAGGUCGUUCCAGAUGAUGCCACUUUCCAGGCCAUCCCUUGGAUGGAGACGUUUAAGUUUCCAGAUUCUGCAGGAAGUGAAAGCGACAAGCGUGUUGGCCGUGCUGUUAUGAGCUUCAGAUUUGAUGGAGAUGUUUUUGACCAUUAUUGGACGUGUCACUUUUUUGAUCAUAAUCCACAAUGGUUGUCUAACACUCAAGCAGGCCGUCCACUAAUUAGCUCGAGGCAUAUUAGCGGUACUUUAGAAGCCGACCCCUGGCAGCAACGGAGAGUUUUGGAGCUUUUGCUAUUUGAUAUCAUUCUUAAAGAAAUGAUCAAAGGUACCAAAGGAAUUCUUGAAGAGAUCAUGACGAGUGUUUUGACAAGUUCCCACUCCCACAAACAUCGAGCCACGGAUCAGCCGACAGUCGAUUUUUCUGAAAUCGAUGCAUCAACUCUCUUGAAUGCUCUUGAAGUGCUUUCUAAAGUCGACAGUAACACUUUCGCUUCAAAAAACGAACUAUGGAACAAAUUCCAGCGUAUUCUUCAAGUCAUCGAAGACGACCUCAAAGAGAGUCUAACAAUGAUUGCACUUUGGACAGAUCGAGAAGAAAAAAGAAACAUUAUCAAAGCAGGGUGGACUCCUCGUAAGGAGCAAAAAUACCAAGGAGCAAUAUCCAGAUUAAAGCUACUAAAUAGCCACAAAAUUCACGAGCUGAGAAGAUGCGGUGCUAAUGUAGCAUCGUUCAACAUGCUACUUACCAGGAGAUUGGAGGUAAUGCGCAACGACUUGGACACCAAAAGCAACGUUGAUAUCCGACUCUUCACAUAUGUUACAGUUGUCUUUCUUCCCGUCAGUUUUGCCACAGGAGUGUUCAGUAUGAGCGGUGCGCCAACAAGGGAGCUGUUAGGCAGCAUGGCUUCGACAGCGUGUGUUGCUCUGUUGAUAACUGUGGUAGCAUUGCUCAACGCAAAGGUCUUGGGCGCAGAACUCUUCGGACCCAUCUUUAAUGGCAUUCGACCGCUGUCCGAGGCAGCACUGCGUCCAAUAUUCCGCUUUUGCACUGGAUUGAUCUAUCUGGUCUUACUCUCCAUUAUAUCGAUUUUGCCCAACAAAUGGAUUUAUUUCCUUCAAAAAAGAAUUGAAAAAGCAGCAUCAGAGCAGUCAAGUCUACAGACUAGUGCAAAUGAAGGCUUCAUCGACCGCAAAGUAAAGCAAAUCCGAAACAAAGUAAAAGAAAUCGAAAAGGAAAUCGGGGAAGAAGAAAGAGAAAGGAGAAAGAAGCAGAAAGAAGAGAAAAGGAGAAGGAAAGAAGAGGAGGAGGAAGAAAGAAGGAGGGAGGAGGAAGAGGACGAAAAAGAAAGGGAAAGAGAGGGAAAGAAAAGAGAGUCAAAGGAAAAAGAAGAGGGCGUCGAGGAGAGGCGAGAGGAGGUCGCGAGUUUACGUCAAGCCGACCAAGAUCCGGCGACAGCAAGAGGACGCACCGGAGAUUCUAGCGACAAUACAGUCGCAAUGUCUAACAUGGAUGUCGAUGAAGGAGCUCCAAGAAACAUUUUCGAGCGAAUACGGCAUCGGUUUGGGGGUGGAAGGUCGAGAAUUAAUAGGUCGGAUGUAUAGCUCAAAUGCUUUACGCGAAGAAAGCUUUCGGCGCCGUCGUUGGUCACUCUAUUGGCAUUACGUUAUCUACAUUGAAGAAAUCAUAUAGAAAGAAUCUUCAUAAAUAAUGUAACAUAUGGUUUCAUGUCUUUCUCAUCGAUUUGGGUUGGUGCUAAAGCAAAGAGUCCCACUCAUCUAAUGGCGCGUACGAAAGCUGUGAAAACGACGAUUAAUGAAAUAUAAACAUCUCGAAAUCUGAAAAAUGGGGGGAUGAGCUCGGGCGCGAAUAGCGAGAACUUUUUGAUGAAUAGGUCGAUAGGCGACAAUAUUACUCUUGUUAACUGCGUG